Messenger RNA from Ceratina calcarata, 3170 nucleotides. RefSeq lists its product as uncharacterized. The transcript is spliced from 2 exons. Lineage: Eukaryota; Metazoa; Arthropoda; Insecta; Hymenoptera; Apidae. The record is from RefSeq and is a predicted model, not a curated record. The coding region runs from base 122 to 2974 and encodes 950 amino acids.
CGAAGUCAUCGAGAGCGACGAUACCGGACCAUAAUUUCAAAUUGCAAAUCAUGUGCCAACUGCAUUUACUAUUUUAAAAUUAAUAACUCAAGAGACUAGAUUUCCAAUAAUUACAUUAACAAUGGGUGAACUAAGCGAUUUCCACAAAAAGGUGCAAAUGUAUCUUAUGAAGAAGAAUCAAGAAUUGGGAGAACUGAAACUGCUCACUGCAAACAUAACUACUGAGAAUAACUCUCACGUUGACGAUAUAUGCAAAUCAAUGAAGAACAUAUUCGUGAGCUACGAUAUACCUAUUGCAAAGAACAUUGCAAUAAAUAAUGAAAGAGGUAUUCAGGCGUACAAAUAUCUAUUAUUAAACACUAAUUUUGAGAGCCAAGGACGGUUAGCCGAAGAUAUCGCCAAUGGACAUUUAGUCGACAUGUGUCCACCUCUGUCUCCAUUCUUAUUUGUGCAAAUAUUAUGGAGCCUAGAAUAUGAAAAGAUUUUAGUCGAAUCCCUCUUAUAUCUACCGUUCGAUUUAUGUACAGAGAUACUGCAACACGUCACGAAGCAUAUAAAUAAAUUAUCCUACGAAAGACUAAACGAAAUUAUGUACCAAUUGAUAUUUUAUGUACAUAUCAAGCUCUACCAGCUGAAAGAAUUCGGUAUACAAUCCGCGAAGAUUGAAGAUAGUAUUAAAAACUUGUUGCUCGGCUCCGAGGAAUUUCUAUUAUUAUUAAAAGAUUCGAAAUUGUGCUGCCUGACAAAGGUUUCAAAUUUGACGAAAUUCGAACGAUCUGGUAUUUUACUAAAGAAGUUACUUGUCGUGACUAAGAAGUGUUUUCAAAUAAAAGACAACGGCAUUCCAAUUUCCAAAGAUCUCGAGAAACUUUAUAGCGUCACCUUCGGACGUGAGUCGUUUGUAAAAUGCGAAGAUGCACCAAUGCAAAAUGCAAUAUCCGAGCUAAAUGGGCAAUUAAUUGAAUUAUUAUUGACUAAAGUGAAGGAAGUCGAUUGCAACGUUUAUUUAGCCUGGGCAGAAAUAUACGAUCAGAAUAAUGUCAUGAUUACAAUGCAACGUUCUAUUGGCAUUGAAUCUUAUUAUUUUAUAGAUUUCAUUUCGAAAGAUCAAGUAUUAUCGAGAGCCGCUCAUGAAUUAACAGAGUGCCUACAGUUCUUGUCUUCUAAACCCUAUCCGACGCAGCCGAGUUUUGUUUUAAGCAUAAAAGAACUGUGCGAUGCAUUAGGAAGCGGUAGGAACGAGCUAAUGGAAGAGCUCUUAACAAGAUACAAAGAAUGGGAUCGUACAACAAUAGAAUUCCUCGACACCAAUAAAACGUUGCUAGAUAGUAAAGGCUGUUCAAUUCUGUUAGAAUAUCUUAUUUUUAUUCUUCGGCAAACGACGAUAAACUCGGACGACAAGGAGUACUGUUACCACACAGUGAUGAACAUAUUGUCGUAUCAAAGUAUGUCGGAUCUAUACCAAAUCGUGAUGCUGUAUUUAAUGAAGUACAAUGGUAAAAAUUACUUGGGGACCCCCGAAACGUGCGAAAAAUUCCUCAAAUAUAUCAGAUGUAACGCGAAUGUACGAAAUGGCAGCGUUUUAAAGAUGGUCCUGCUGUUCAUUUUGAAAGAUCUCAAGGGGAUAUUAACUAUACUUCUGAAGAUAGCCAUCGGUCGUUUGGAGUACAAACACAUCAUGAUCGCUCCUCUCGAUAUACUAUUAUUAUCAUCGUUCCUUCAAAUAAGGGAUGGCAAUAAUGAAAUGCUCGUAACGUCCAUCUUAAGAACCAUCGUUACAGAGAAUAGAGAAUGGAUUUCAAAAAGAUUCACGGACUUGAUGAUCGUUCUGUUAGAAAAUUCCGUGUUGCAACUGCACGAAUUGGUGAACAAUGUUAUCAUAGCAUAUUUGUUGGAAAACACCUUGAUCAUAUCGAACAUGAACACUGUUCUUAAUUUGAUGCGCAUGUUUCAUGUUAAACACACCAAAGAUUUGUAUACUAAAGAUUUAGUAACUGCUCUCGCCUGGAGGAUGUCUUCCAUUCGAAAGAAUUUAAGCAUUUCGAAAUUUGCCAGCAGCCAUAUACUGCUUCUCAUAACGAAAAUAGUGGACAAAAUUAAAGGUGAAAUCGUUCCCCUUUCGAUUAAGGAAAGUAUGGUCAACAGAUUGGAAUUAGUCAUGGAACCGGCGGACAGACCGCAUUUCACACCCUUCUGGCAAUUACGAAAUAUACCUUGCAAUAAAGGCGUAAGAUUUGUCAUAGAGGACUACGAGAGACGUUGUUUUUGCGUGUUGAACAGAUUGAAAGAGGAUCCGAAGACCCCGGAAAAGUUGCGACAGUCUCUGAUGAACUUCAAUUUACUGAGGGAAGACUUCUUCCAUCAUCUGAUCAUUCGCGCGACCGAGGAAGAAUAUGUUAUGUUUUUCACCGAUCUUGUUUUAACUUAUUACUCGCUUUUCAAUUGGAGCAACGAGGUCGAGGCAUAUUGUAAUAUCACGCGUUUAACGAUAGAAGCGUGCUGCUUGUAUCUGGAAUUUCCAAGUAUCGGUGCAAAGGACACGUUUCCGUUUUUGAUCAAGAAUUUUACUCAUUACUGCAAGCUGUUCAUGACCCUCAGACGAAUUUCCAAUUACGAAAACGUAUACGACACGAUAUACGACAAUUUAAUUCUAAACAUGAAUCUGCUCAACGAAAGCGUCAAAUAUAGCAGCUACGAUUGGUUCUUCGCCGAGUGUCUCCUAGUCUCGACUGAAAAUCGCACAGAAGACCAGACGACAAGAUUGUUAGGGCACAAAUUGGCCACUUUGGAACAAUUCGGUGAUCAAUGUCAUGAUUCGGGUAUCGAACCGUAUAUAGAAUCGGAUAGGCCGACGCCGAGAAAGAUGAUCAAUUUUUACGUAGCCCACGAAGUAAUUUCUGCUUGUUUAAACGUAUCUGCGAUCGAUUCCAAUCAAUGUUUGGAAAAACUGAACAUGAUAUUUUCUACAAGAUAAAUAAUUCGAACAAUCAAAGUCGUUUAAAAAAAUCGAACGAUCUCUUAUCCCGAUAUCUGUAUAUUCUUUUGUACAUGAAAUAAACGAGUUAUUACAUUUUUUGUUACGUUUGAUCAGAAAAUUGGUUUAACUUUAUGACUACGUAUCCUUAUCGUUCGUGUAGAAUUAUGCAAUCUUUCAGGUGUAAUUAAAAUUC